Molecule: messenger RNA, 939 nt
Organism: Lachancea mirantina
Lineage: Eukaryota; Fungi; Ascomycota; Saccharomycetes; Saccharomycetales; Saccharomycetaceae
Source: the annotation of a GenBank genome assembly
AUGGGAGGAGUCCGUGAAAAGAAAGCUGAGUACUUCUCCAAGUUGAGAGAGUACUUGGAAGAGUACAAGUCUGCGUUCGUUGUCGGUGUCGACAAUGUGUCCUCGCAACAGAUGCACGAGGUCCGUAAGGAGCUCAGAGGCAGAGGUGUCAUUUUGAUGGGUAAGAACACCAUGGUGAGACGUGCCAUCAGAGGUUUCAUCUCUGAGUUGCCAGACUACGAAAAGUUGUUGCCUUUCGUCAAGGGCAACGUCGGUUUCGUUUUCACCAACGAGUCCCUAAAGGACAUCAAGGAGGUCAUUGUCUCCAACAAGGUCGCUGCUCCAGCCAGAUCUGGUGCGGUCGCCCCAGAGGAUAUUUGGGUCAGAGCCGUCAACACCGGUAUGGAACCAGGUAAGACCUCUUUCUUCCAAGCUUUGGGUGUCCCAACCAAGAUUGCCAGAGGUACCAUUGAAAUUGUCUCUGACGUCAAGGUCGUUGAGGCCGGUAACAAGGUCGGUCCUUCCGAAGCCUCUUUGUUGAACUUGUUGAACAUCUCUCCAUUCACCUUUGGUUUGACUAUUGUCCAAGUCUACGACAACGGCCAAGUGUUCCCAGUCAGCAUCUUGGACAUCACCGAUGACGAGUUGGUCUCCCACUUCGUCAGCGCUGUCUCCACCAUCGCUUGCGUCUCCUUGGCUGUCGGUUACCCAACUUUGCCAUCUGUUGGUCACUCUGUCAUCAACAACUACAAGGACUUGCUUGCCGUUGCUGUCGCUGCCAACUACAUUUACCCCGAAAUCGAGGAGUUGGCUGACAGAAUUGCUAACCCUGACAAGUACGCUUCUGCUGCUCCAGUUGCUUCUGCUGCUGCUGCUUCCUCUGACGCUCCAGCUGAAGAGGCUGCUGCUGAGGAAGAAGACGAGUCUGACGACGACAUGGGCUUCGGUUUGUUCGACUAA